Malus domestica (apple) is the source of this 1996-nucleotide messenger RNA. Lineage: Eukaryota; Viridiplantae; Streptophyta; Magnoliopsida; Rosales; Rosaceae. The record is from RefSeq and is a predicted model, not a curated record.
ACAAUGACCUCACCUUCAACAUCAAGUUUCCCAUCAGACAACAAUGGAGGAAGAGAUGAUCCGGAUGUGGUCAGUCAAAUUGCAUUGCCAGACGAUGUUAAUAUAACUCAGCUGAUGUCGUCAAUGGUGGAACGUCUUGAGUCAGUCGAUAAAACAGAUUGGCUACUCCGCCCAUCAGCUGGUAGGGAAUCCUGCUGCAUCUUCAAAGUACCUCAAUUGUUGGUCGAAGUCAACAGCAAGCACUACCACCCGCAUAUAGUCUCCAUCGGCCCAUAUCACCGCGGUUGCCAACAUCUGGAGAUGAUGCAGCAACACAAAUGGAGAUAUCUUCGCGACUUACUUGUUCGAACACCAUCAACUGGCCCCAAACUCGCUGAUUACUUGCAGGUUGUAGCUUUGGAUGAGGAAAAGAUACGAGAGUGCUAUUCUGAGACCCUCACCUGCUUGAGCAAAAUCGAGCUCGUUGAGAUGAUGGUACUAGAUGGUCUCUUCAUUAUCGAAGUCUUCUCCAGAUUUGAAUAUUUUGAAGAAAACUUGGAUGACACCAUCUUUAGCUCGGAAUGGAUAUUGCCUCACAGUGGCGGAGGCAGGAAAGGUUGGAGGAGGAGAAAACAAAAGAAAUUUGGGGGUUUUGGAUUCGGGUUAGGCUCUGUCUCUGUGCAAAAUAAGGCUGAAAGGACACGCUUGGUAUUUAUUUUUUUGUUCAGACCUGCCCAGGACACGCUGGGCAUUUUUUUUUUGUUUAAACCUGGCCCAAAACGACGUCGUUUUGGCCAGGUUUUUUUAAAAAUCAAACUGGCGCCACAACGCCUUCGCCUUCUUCGUCCUCUUCGUCCAACCUGCCCAGAAAACCAACGGGGUCGCACCAGGGGUCGUCCCACCAUCUCCAAGGGGUCUCUAAGGUUGCUUCCAUGGCUUCCAAGGGGUCGUGCGACCCCAAUGACCCCACUGUGGAUCCGCCACUGGCCUCAACUCAGGCUAGACUUUCUUCGGCUAGAAAACCAAAUUCCUUUUUUCGUUCUUCAACAGUUAUUUGAUAUGUCGAAACCUUCAAGAGAGGAUACUUAUCCGUGUCCGCCCCUUGGCAAGGCUGCUUUAAAAUUCUUUAACUACGUAGUGCAACAAAGAUCGGACAAGGUCUUGGAGCGAUAUUUCUAUGUAGGCGGAGUACAUCUACUCGAUUUAUUUCACUCAAUUUUUACCACCGGUAUUCGUGAUCCUCCUCGAGAAAAUCCUUCUCAGUCAGUUGAAUUGAUCGGAACAGUGAAAAAGCUUCAUCAAGCGGGAAUUAAGUUGAAGAAAAGCAAGGCAACCAACUUCCUAUGUAUCAGAUUCUGCAAUGGAGUGCUAGAAAUUCCGCACGUAAUAGUAGACGAUUACAGUAUCCACGUACUCCUGAAUUUCGUUGCAUUCGAACAAUGUUAUAUCGAUUGCGACAAGCACAUAAUCACUUAUGCUGCAUUCAUGAACUGCCUCAUCUGCAGGCCUGCGGAUGCAACCUACCUCUCUGAGAAGAACAUCAUCGAGAAUUAUCUUGGAUCCGACGAGGAGCUCACUCAAUUCUUCAACAAUAUGAGCAAAGAUGUUGGUUUCGGCGUCAUUGGGAGUUACUUACAGCAGGUAUUCAAGGAUGUGAACGAGCACUGCGAUAAUGUUUGGAACGUGCGAUGGGCAGGUUUUAUGUUGAAGUAUUUUAGAAGCCCUUGGUCUUUUAUGUCUGCCUCAGCUGUUUUGAAAGCCUUAUUACUCACAGUAAUCCAGACCGUUUUAUCCAUUUUUCAAUUUAACGGUCCACAGGAGCGUCGCGGAGGGUAGCAGGUUUAGGGCGCGCCGAUCAUCUCUCAAGUGCUCUAUGGGAUUUCAUUUCCUUACAAUUCAUUUGGUUUUGCAUCAUUUGAUUUCUUUGUUGAUUUGCCUUUUACUAAUUUCUCAUAUGUUUGGCUGGUGUGUAGUAUUUAGCUUUCAUAUAUGAAUCUAGAGUGUAUUUUACCUUUAA